This is a messenger RNA of Humulus lupulus (European hop), 1193 nucleotides long. RefSeq names its product UPF0603 protein At1g54780, chloroplastic. The transcript has 3 exons. The record is from RefSeq and is a predicted model, not a curated record. NCBI's taxonomy places the organism in Eukaryota, Viridiplantae, Streptophyta, Magnoliopsida, Rosales, Cannabaceae. Bases 70 to 960 code for a protein of 296 amino acids.
GAAAAUUACACUCACUCUCACACACUCUCUCAUGGUUUAGUCUUUGCUGAAAUCUGUUUUUGCUUUACCAUGGAAACGAUUCUUUCAUCUCAAGCUCUCUUUCCUCUCUCGAAUCACAAAGCUUCUUCUCCAACAACUUCUCUGUCUUCCUCUCUCCAACCCAGAUCAGGUUUUGUGUUUUUACCAAAACCCAUUACUUCAAACCUCAAGAAUCAAUCUUCUCAAUCGCUUAAACCAUCUUUCGCAUUACCAACUAAUUGGUUUUCUUAUGCCCAACAAGGGUUAGCAGCUCUAGCUCUCUCUUUAGCUCUGAACUUUUCUCCAGUGGUUUUAUCAAGUGGCACUGCUCUAGCUUCUGAGUUUGAUAUCCUUAAUGAUGGACCACCGAAAGAAUCCUAUGUUGUUGAUGAUGCAGGAGUGCUUAGCCGAGUUACAAAGUCGGAUUUGAAGAGAUUGUUGUCUGAUUUGGAGUCGAGAAAGAAUAUUCACAUCAAUUUCGUCACUGUUAGAAAGCUCACUAGCAAAGCUGACGCUUUUGAGUAUGCUGACCAAGUUUUGGAGCGUUGGUAUCCCACCAUUGAAGAUGGCAACAACAAGGGCAUUGUCGUCCUGGUGACCAGUCAAAAAGAAGGAGCUGUGACUGGUGGUCCUGCUUUUGUUCAAGCUGUUGGAGAUACUAUCCUUGAUGCAACUGUAUCAGAGAACCUUCCUGUCUUGGCCACAGAUGAGAAAUACAAUGAAGCCAUUUAUAGUAGCGCGAAAAGACUCGUUGCAGCAAUUGAUGGGCUUCCAGAUCCUGGAGGUCCCCUGGUUAAAGAAAACAAAAGGGAAUCCAAUUUCAAAAGCAAGGAAGAGACCGACGAAAAACGUGGACAGUUCACCCUUGUUGUUGGAGGCUUGCUGGUGAUUGCCUUUGUUGUUCCUAUGGCACAAUACUAUGCUUAUGUCUCAAAGAAGUAAAGUGAAUGUGACAACUAAAUUUGCUGUCAUUGUAGAUUAUAUCCAGCAAACUCCUUUAAACAAAUGUCAUUGUUUGAAGCUUGAUGAGAAAUUUGUUUUAAGAGAAAGAGCAUAGUUUUUGUUCAGCUUAUAAGAUACCAACUGAACUUGAGUUCUCUAUUAACUUAGGCUGCUCAUGUUCAUGAUUAAUGAUAUUGUAAGAUAUUACUGUAAUACAAUCAGCUUUUCAGCCA